Messenger RNA from Dentiscutata erythropus, 1448 nucleotides. The record is from the annotation of a GenBank genome assembly. Lineage: Eukaryota; Fungi; Glomeromycota; Glomeromycetes; Diversisporales; Gigasporaceae.
CUAUGAAGAAAUUGGAAACAAAAUAUAUAUAAGAGUUUUCCAAGAAUACUUUAACAAAUAUCCAAACCCACUAUCAGACGAACAUAAAAUAAAACUUCAAGAAAAAUUUAAAGAAUUUGAUCAACAAAUUGAAGAAUUCAUAGAAGGAAAUUUAAUAACCAAAAGAAUUCCUAUACAAGAAGAAAAACGAGUCUAUAAUCAUAAGAAAAAAGAGUAUAGAAAACAAGUCUUCAAUUAUAUUGAAGAAGAGGAAGAAAAUGCAGAAAAUCUAACUGACGAAGAAAUAACAACAUAUUUAGUAUACUCAUUAGUAACAGCAAAUAGACUAAAAGUCAAAACAACAAUAACAGAAUUUGAACUACCAAAAAACUUAGAAAGGCUAACAUCCUUAAUAUCAGAAUACAAUGGAUCAAUUGAAAAAUAUAGAGAUUGGAGAAAUCAAUUAGAAAAUGUGUUUAAAGCAUUAAGAUUAGAAGACUUAAUUAUAUUUGGAAGAUACUUCGAAACACCUAAAAAAGGUUAUACACUAAGAGGAAGAAAUUACGAUUCAACAAGAGCAGACGCAUAUGAAUGCAGGUGGAGUACAGAAAUAAUACAAACAGUAUUUGCAAUAAUUAGAACAAAACUAAAAAAGGAUGCAUUAGAAGUAUUUGACACAGAAAUAGCAACUAUAAACUGUUAUUUUAAAUCCAACUUAGAUAACGCAAAUGAUUUAAAAGAUGCAGAAAAUUAUCUGAUAAAAGCAAUAAAUUACUUACAAGCAGCAGGAAACUGGCAUGCUUUUGCAAUAGCAGAAGGAACAAGGAUAAACCCAAAUGUUACAGAUACAACAACACAAAAAGGAUUUAGAGACGUAUUUGAUGAAAACUUCACAAGAGACUCAGUACAAUCAUUAAACCAAAAAGAAUUUCUUAAAUUUAACUUCUACAAGAAUUUAGACUGGAGUGACGACUCAGGAUUAAGAAAACAAAUCAACCAAUAUAAAAAACUCAAACAAUUAUCAAAUUGGCAAUGGGCUGCAAACUUCUUUGGAGGAAACUACAUGUAUUUAGUAGAAAGAAUGCCUAAAAAUAUAGCUCAACAAAUUACAUUAACAAACCCAGUACCGAAUAAUGAAGAAGAUUUCUUCAAAAGAGCUAAUACUCUAUUUAGAGCAACAAAAGUAACAAUGGAUAUAAUGAAAAAAUCUAAAAGUGAAAAAACAAAUCACUAUUUCCAAAGAACCCAAAAAAUAAAUAAUAUACAAACAGAACAACCUCAAAAAGAAAAAUGCUACUCAUGUGGACAAAUAGGACAUUUUGCAAAAGAAUGCCCAAAAUGGAAAGGAAAAGAAGCAUAUAACAGAGUACAAUCAACUUACAAAAACUAUAAUAGAAGACAAAAGAAAACCUUUGUCGAAAAAUAUUGUUCAUAUUGUGGAAAAGAUAAUGGAUAUCACACCAAAACAU